AUGACUUUACUGGCAAGAGCGCAGGCGCUACGACCAAGAGGUACAAUGUCAACUUUGAAUAAGCUUAUCCUCUACGUACUGUGCACGGGGUUAUUGACCACAGUUGUAGCUUUCAUAAUCCUCAUCAUUUUCCUUGUUUCUGGAGGCCUUCAAUUCAUCGGUGUCUUCUUGAACCUUAGCAAACUUUAUUCUAAUUCUCUUCUCGCCAUGCUGAACAACCGUGCCACACGACGACGGAAUAGUGAUCAGCAACUAGCAAUGCCGGCGGAUCUAUCUCUUCGGACAGUGGAGUUCUCAUGGCUCAGAGCUUCUGCUACGAGCUUGGGCCCCGUCGAUUUCGAAGGAUGCCCGGAGCACGGUCACAUCGUCACUAGACAAGAUUCAGUCCUGGAUCCGAUGCGGGCACUGACGGAGCUGCCUAGAGCUAGGGUGGAACAAGGAGAUAUGUCUCAGGCUUAA
Molecule: messenger RNA, 459 nt
Organism: Stereum hirsutum FP-91666 SS1
Lineage: Eukaryota; Fungi; Basidiomycota; Agaricomycetes; Russulales; Stereaceae
Exons: 7
Coding region: 1-459 (152 amino acids)
Source: RefSeq, a predicted model, not a curated record